Musca vetustissima is the source of this 2453-nucleotide messenger RNA. RefSeq lists its product as uncharacterized. NCBI's taxonomy places the organism in Eukaryota, Metazoa, Arthropoda, Insecta, Diptera, Muscidae. The record is from RefSeq and is a predicted model, not a curated record. The coding region runs from base 5 to 2452 and encodes 815 amino acids. The transcript is spliced from 3 exons.
UUCAAUGGCUGCAGUCUUAAACAGUUGCGCCUCAUUAGCGACAACUGCAAGACAAUUGGAUACCAAUUACACCCAACUGGGUGAAGGUGGUGGUGGAGGAGGUGGAGUGGGAGUCCUAGCGGGUAGCUGCCUCUCGCUGAGAGCUGGUGGUGGCCUCGGUGUGGGAAGUCGCCAAAGUUUCAGCAAAACUCCCCAUCUUCAUAACGACUCGGCUAUGUAUCCCUCAUUGCCAAAAUAUCAUAGAUCUUCCAGUGCACAACAGACCAUGACCACGCCCAAUCAGCAUCAAUUUACAUCAUCCUUGGCUUACGGAAUGCCAGUCAGUUCUGGCUAUUCCUCACAGCACUCUACCCUGCAGAAAUCCUAUAACGCGUCAACUGCAUCUGUACAACGUGCCAACAAUUCUUCGGAUAUGUGUCGUAGUUUUUGGGGUCACAGCCAGCCGACAUCGUCGGCAUUAUAUCGUUCUGGAGAUCGUCAACAAUCAAAGCGUAAAUCGGCUGUAGAGCUAUUGGCUGAAUCCAAACCGUAUUUCGUUAAGAGCGAUAAUCCGAUAAUGGAGCGUACCAAUUUUGGAGCCAGCACUUUGGUUUGCAGUGGCAAAAGAAACCGCAACAGCUCCAGCGUUAUUUUGGAUGAGGGCAAAUAUAAUCCCUCGUAUGGGGAGACAACUUAUUCGGCUGUCGAAGCAGAACGGCGUUAUGGUUCAACACCAGCCCAUCGCAGAUCGUCACAGAUGCAUCACCACCAUCAUCAUAGUCACAAUUCUGGCUGUCAUGUGCCAUCGGGUAACUCUGGUUUGUAUCAGGGCAAGUUUCGUCUAUCGAUGUCCACAGAUUCUGGCCAUGAAAGAGAUAAAUUGUCACGUUAUCGGAAGGAGCAAUUCGGCGAACCAAUUGUAUUAAAUGAGACAAAGUCGGUUUCAUUUGAGGAAGAUGUAGCUUUUCGUAUUCCUCCACCGGUAUAUUUUUCACAACAAUCCUAUGGCAACAUGUACGACAGUGGCGGCGAAGAACCCCUUGUGCUAACUGAGAACUAUAGACCCAUAAGUCCGCCAGCAGAAUACGCUGAAGACUCGUCGGAGACACACAACGAAUCUAGACCGAGAUACAACUAUCAACGCUCCUAUUCACACUCCCAUGAAAUGGCUAAUGAUAAAUCUAAAUACACUGCCGCUUCCUAUAACAUUAACAGCCACAAAUCCCUGCCUGAUUUACACACCCAAAUCAAUCGACACUCGCCGCACAGCGAAAUCCUCAGCUGCUGUAGUCGCGGUAAUCGUUCAAUCAAAUCGGCCGGAGAAUCAUCGUUGAACCGUGACUCCGGCGGUUCAUCGGGCCACUAUACACAUCGUAGUGAGCCGUGCUAUCGUCAGCAUCGUGUCGAUAUAGAUCGAGAACGCGAUGCGACCACCAAAAAGUGUUGCAGCGCCACGACUAGGGUGGAAUACCGUCGGGACAGUGGUUCGUCUACACAGCACAGCAACAAUUCCUAUUGUGAUUACUCGUGUAAAGCUAUGCUCGACAAUUACGACUCAUCAGAUUAUUUAUUGAAUUUCACCACCCCUGAAGUACCGGAAGCUUUUCAAGAUGACUAUAUACCACCAUCCCCACGCAUGCACAACUAUCAGAAUGAAGAUACUCGCUAUUAUAGUUCCUCGUCUCAUCAGAUACUAGGCGGCGGUGGCGGUCAAGGGGGUUAUAUGAAACACAAGGCUUCAUCCGAUGAGCCCAUUGUACAAUCGCCUGGCUCACAGCCUUCCAUCGAGGACAUUAGUCCGCCACCAAUACAAUUCAAGCGGCAAAAAUGUAUUCGUUUCAAGAAUCGCAGUCGUAUAUCAUUGCCGCAACAGCAACAGGGUUCGUCAAAUGAUUUGCCCCACCCCACUCCAUCAUCUAUGGACUCAUACAGACGGUCGGAUCCACCGCGUUAUUUCUUCCCUAAAUGUUUCUCAGCUGAUGAAUAUCAACAGCAGACACAUAAUCCGCAGCCGCACACCCAGUCGCAGUCACAUUCCCAUCUGCCACAACCGCCCCAGGCCACUUCGCAUCAACAACAAAUCAAAGAGUUCAGAGAUCAAUAUGCCAAUAAUUCGUUAAGACGUUCUCAGGAAUUGCUACAGCCCAAUGCCCAUCAACCACCACCCAGUAAUGAGUCCAUGAUGGACUUGGAGAAAUUCUUCGACCGUUUGGGUCUGAACGAUGAUAAAUUCCACGAAAUCUACACCAUGUCGAAGCGGAAGCACAGCAACGGCAGUGAUUCGGAACACAGUACGGUGUUCUUUUCGGAUGUCAGUACCGUGGAUUCGAUGCGUUUGCCCGACAGCACCGAAACCCAGCCACAGACCACCCAAACCUAUAGGCCCACAGAGCCACCAUCGGUGGUGGAGAGAAAUGCCCGCAUAAUUAAGUGGCUGUGUAAUGUACGUAAAGUUCAAAAUGACCUAAAUUAGG